UCGAUUCGCUCGGCUCGCCGGGGACGUUGAUGAAUCGAACGCCCCUACCACUGAGUAAUGGAGCAACUGUUUGCCUUCAACUUGAGUCGGGUCGGAGCUUCACGAUUUUGACCGGCGGUUGGUGGCGGCUGAUAGAUCGGAGCGGGGAGUGACGAUCCAGACCGGGGCAGGGGGUCCGUUUGCAAAUGUUCGGAUCGCGAUUAAUAGGGGUAUUUGUAAAACUUUAGGGGUCUGGCGGGUAUAUGUAAACUGUGAGGGCAUAUUUGCAAAUUUUCGGGGUCUCUUCUGCAGAACAUUCAGGGGCGGUGGGCAUGGCAUCCGGCGACGCCGCGCCGCCGCCCGCCGGCCACCGCUGACCUUGCCGCCGUGCGUCCCUUGCCCCCUUCAAUAUUUCCAGGCCAUCACGUCCAGUCCUCUGCGGCUCCCUCACCCGCAGCGCGUCUUCCUCGGCAGCGCCGGCGCGGUCGACCGAGAGGUCGCGCGGCGGCCGGAAACGGUGGGGGUCCGUGGCACCCGUAGCUCGCAGAGACGGCGCCCGCGCGUUCAAGUUCUGCUCCUCUUCUUCUCAAGCUGCCCUGCCUGCUGGGUUCCUCUGCUAAGGCCCACGCAUUUUCCCCAAUCCUACCGAGAAACAGAGGAGGUCAGGACUCUUCUCCUCUUCCUCGUCGCCGCCGGCGCGGCGGAUCAUUACCGAUUACGCCUACUAGGGCGAGAAGGCCGGAGGCGUCGUAGGACACUCGAGCGACAAGGCGGAUGCUUCGCAAGCCCCUCUCUCGCCGCCGGAAACGGACCCGGCGGGCGGAGCCACGCGUUCUUGGAAAAGGCGGGAGCGCCGCGACGGUGUUCGGAGAAAUGCCGCACCGGAGUGCGCGGCUGGCCGGGGGGUUGAUUGGCUUUCCAAGCAUCAUCUCUCGUCAUGCAGUCUUCUGCCGUAGUCUUCGGGCCAAUGGCGUCUCGCCUUCUUGGAACAUUGGUCCAAGUCCAACGAACGCGGUUUCCUUGGAAGUCCACUAUCUUGCGGCCACUUUCUUGGACUUCAGCUUUUCAACACGAUUUGUUGGAGGCUUCUCUAUCGGCUGCCUUCCUGGGACCUUCGUUCCUUGAGACUGUGCUAGCGUCCAAGACGGUGUUGGGGACUAGUGUCUCAGUGAUCAGUGUAUCACCAAGACACCUAAAUACAAAGAGCCAUCGGAAUCAACUGUCUCGUGCUGCCUGCCUCAACAGCCUGAGUUCUAAAUACAUCAGGCAUCAGGAGACAGCAUCCAAGAUGGCGCUAUGGAACGGUCUGGGGCAGGCUGCCACCCUUGCGCAGCUGGCUGGGGUGGAUGCUGGUGGUCUCAUCUCGAUGAUCAUCCAGGCCGUGCAAACAGUUCACCGGAACAGGGAGGAGUGCCGGCAGCUUGUGCACCAUGUCAUGAUGAUCGGCGACCUCCUGCAGGUGCUCCAGCAGUCAGAGAUGAUGCAGCGCCCGGAGAUCAGGAGACCACUUGACGGAUUGGAGGACACCCUUCGGAACGCGUACGUGCUAGUCACGUCAUGCCAGCGGAGCAACGUCAUGUACCGCUUCUUCAUGGCAUGGAACCAGGCUCAAAAGUUCCGUGAUGUGCGGGACAGAAUUGAUUCAUAUCUCCGGAUCUACCCAUUGAUCAGCCACAUCGACACCAGAUAUUUUUUGAGCGGAAUUUACAGUCGUACCCAUCCUUCAGGCACCCAGCCCCAGGUUCCGGAAGAGGUACAGGAGUCAUUUCCUAGUCACACAAACUCUGAUUAUCGGACUCAAGAAAGCGCCUCUGAUGACAACGGCAAUGAAUCAGUAGAGGUUCAAACAGUAACCAAGCCAUUUGCAGUAGAAGAACAGAAACAUUAUGGAUGUAAGAAUGCUCAAGUUUUGCCAAAAAGGAGGCAUUGGUUUAGAAGGCUUGUUCAGUGGACUCGAAGGGAUACAUCAACACCUGAAUUCAUUCAGGGACUCAUUGGUCAAGAACAAACAGUGGGCUCUCUCAAUGAAAUAUGGUUCGAAACCCCAUCCAGUGCCAAAGGGGAAAUGAGGUUUCAACUGACAGUAGGCUUUACAGUUUUCAAGUUCUCUCAGUUGGCUGCGUUAACAAAUAAUUUCUCAUCUUACAAUAUAAUUGGAAGAGGUGGUUAUACUAAUGUUUACAAGGGCAUACUGCCAAAUGGGGUUGUUAUUGCAAUAAAAUUCUAUCGUGGAGAACAUAUAUCUAGUCGAGCUGAAUUUGAAAACGAAGUUCAGAUUAUCUCGAAACUUCAGCAUUCAAACAUACAUAAACUUCUGGGAUGUUGCAUUGAAGGAGACAGCAGGAUUUUGGUCUAUGAAUAUAUGCCAAGAGGAAGUUUACACUUUAUAAUUCAUGAGCUAAGAGCAGGCGUCUCACUCGCCUGGCCUAAACGGUUUCAGAUAAUUGAAGGUAUUGCCCAGGGUGUUGUUUAUCUACACCAGCACUCCCGACCACGCAUAGUCCAUGGGGAUCUGAAACCUAGCAAUAUUCUCUUGGAUUCGGAUAUGACUCCUAGAAUUAUUGAUUUUGGCUUGGCGCAAGUCUUAAGUUAUGAAGAUGAGACAGACACUGUCGGGGUGGCAGGGACUUUAUACUACAUUGAGCCAGAAUUUUGUCGCACUGGCAUUAUGUCAACUAAGAGCGAUGUGUAUUCCUUUGGUGUUACUUGUCUCGAGAUAAUCACUGCACGAAAUGCUUCAACCUUGUCCCCUGAGGGGCAAUCCUUGGUUGUUUAUGCUUGGGAAUUAUGGUCAUCGGAAAGAGCAACGGAGCUGAUAGAUCCUGCACUGGUUGAACCAGGAACAAGCAAGAUACUUCGAUUCUUCCAGAUUGCACUAUUGUGUGUUCAAGAUAAUCGGGCAGACAGGCCAACAAUGUCAGAUGUUCUCAUGAUGCUAAAAUGUGAUUGUCUGACCUUGCCUGUCCCUAGGCGACCUGAUGUUUAUCCUCAAUGGCCACCAAGGGGUUUAUCAGCAGAUGACGGUGAUUCAGUGGGCCGUAGAAGCUAUUCAAGCGCAGGGUGGACAAGUGAAGAAUUAGAAGGCAGGUGAUGUGACAACGGUGACCCAGACAUCAUUGCUUGAAGCAGCAUAAUGCAGAGGGUAAUACUGAAGUGGGUUUUGGUGGAAGAUGACAAAGCACAUGUAUAUCUAAUCAUGUUACGGAGUAUGCGUGCAGGGGCUAAGAAUGAUAAAGCAAAGCGUAUUAAAAAAUAUAACCCCUCAAAAAGGAAAUGAAAAGCGGUGUUUUAAAUUUACUUGAAGAAUUAGAUUUUAUUUUGAAAUUGAGUAUAGGAACAUCGUACUAUCAAAAAUCCCACUUUGAUCCACAGGUGUUGAUGUGGUAGUUGUGCUCAAGAGAAUCUACAAAAAUCAUGAGAAUCAAGCCUACCACUAAAAACGGCCUUCUUGUGAAA
Molecule: messenger RNA, 3435 nt
Organism: Panicum hallii
Lineage: Eukaryota; Viridiplantae; Streptophyta; Magnoliopsida; Poales; Poaceae
Product: G-type lectin S-receptor-like serine/threonine-protein kinase B120
Exons: 11
Coding region: 917-3070 (717 amino acids)
Biological process (GO): protein phosphorylation; cell surface receptor signaling pathway
Molecular function (GO): ATP binding; protein kinase activity
Source: RefSeq, a predicted model, not a curated record